This is a messenger RNA of Saccharomycopsis crataegensis, 2544 nucleotides long. It is a transcript of the gene ORC3, whose product is annotated as origin recognition complex subunit 3. Bases 1 to 2544 code for a protein of 847 amino acids. Gene Ontology annotation, biological process: DNA replication initiation; DNA replication. The transcript has a single exon. NCBI's taxonomy places the organism in Eukaryota, Fungi, Ascomycota, Saccharomycetes, Ascoideales, Saccharomycopsidaceae. The record is from RefSeq and is a predicted model, not a curated record. Gene Ontology annotation, molecular function: DNA replication origin binding. Gene Ontology annotation, cellular component: nuclear origin of replication recognition complex; DNA replication preinitiation complex; nuclear pre-replicative complex.
AUGGACUACAUUCUUGAUCCCCUCGAUACUCAAAAGACAACAUAUGUGCGUUACCCCAAACUGAGCGAUGGAUCCAACAGCCCCGCUCCUUUCAACAAAGUGCCAUUCCAACCACUUCUAGAUGGAUUGGAAGAUACCAAGGCAAUAAAGAGACGUUACAAACUAUUUAUGAACUACUGGAACCAAUGUGAGGAAAGGAUCCAACAAAUCUUGAAUCAAUACCACCAACCUUUACUUGAUAAGGUAGUGGAAAAUCUCAAAACGCCAAUUGAUAAAAGUAGUUGUUCUGAUUCAGGCUACCUUGGUAGUUUAAUCCUUGGGUUGAAACCAAAGAUUCCAACUCUAUUGAUGCUUUCCGGGACCAAUAUUGCUAAUCACCAGGAAAUUAUUGACAGUUUGACUGCUACGGUUGAGUCGAACCAUCCUGAGCUCAAACUUGUAUCUUUAGACUCCAAGACUUGUGGGAACGUCAAAACUGCUUUGAAACUGAUUAUUUUCAGUAUAUAUGGUUAUGGUGAUCCUGAUUUGAAAACAAAGUCUCUUGAUUUCGAUGUGAUUCGUCAAUUUUGUACCAAUUAUUAUCAACAGGAAUCAUUGCCUGGCCAAGCUGUGAAGAAUGUUAAAACCACAAACUUAAAAAUCGUGGUCCUUAUAAAAAAUCUAAACACUUUUAGCCAAGCGAUCCUUCAAAAACUUCUUUUUUUGGUGCAAAAGAAUGCUGACGUUGUGCCUUUCAAAUUAAUACUCAAUGUUCCUUCUUUCUCAAUAACAUAUCUUGAAUCACACAUGUUAAGCUCGCUAAGGCAGCUUAUGGUUAGCAAAGUCAUCAGAGUGUCUAAUGAUUCAAAUUCAGUGAUAGAUAAGAUCUUUGAAGCAGUUGUGUUGGAACCAAAGCAAAAGGCCAUCAAUUUAAUGAUUGGCCCUAAAUUAAUAAAGACAAUAUUGGCUCGUAACAAACAAGCGGCAUCGAGUACCCAAUGUUUUAUAAACUGUAUAAAGUAUGUGGUCAUGCUGCAUUAUUUUUCCCUGCCAUUAUGUGCAUUUUUAUCCGGCACUCCAGAAGAACCUAUUGAUUUGUUUGAUGUCCACUCUCGUGGGAAAAACAAGGGGUUUGCGGAAAUAUAUUUAGAUUACUUGAGGCAUCUACCAUCAUUCCAGAAUUUCGUUGGGUUGGUUCAAUUGAACAGUAAACUUUUCAAUUCUUCUAGCUUGCAAGAGUUGUUCAAUCAUUUAAUUGGAUAUAAGGAUGACUUAUCGCCAAUGGAAUGUUUGAAUUUUCUUGUUGGCAAAUUAAUUCCGUUUUCUUUACAAGUUUAUCAAAAUAACAGCGAAAAACUCUUCCAAUUCCUAGAAUUCUUGACUAUUUUACAGGAUUCGGUUAUUAUAAAUAACGAGUUUUUACUGGAUAGAGAUAUUUUGUCAUCCAACACCACCACUCAAUCGUUAAAAUUCGAAAAAAUUUCCAAAAUUGAACUAUAUUGCUUUAUAUUAAAUUCUGUCAAAGAUCAAGACUAUAUAAAGUUCAUCAAACUAUUGUUGAACGUUCUCAUGACGUUGAUCCCAUUUUUUUUGGUUAAAUUGAUCCGGUCUCUCAAAGACUUUUGCAAGCUGAAACCGAUGUUUUCGGAAUUCAGGGAUCAAUUAGCUACUCUUUCAAACCAAGUUAAACAGUACGAUGAAGGUGGGAGCCAUUUCGUUAACAUUUUUGCCGCUGCUGAAAGCAGUCGAAGCGAUGGAUUAAAGGAUAUUUCACUCACUGGGAAGAUCCAGUUUGAAAAAUUGCUUGAGAAUUUCAAUCAUAUGAUUUCCCAGCACUUUUUUGGAGAUAUUUUGAAAGAUUCAAUUUUUGGGUCCCUUACCAAAUGUGUGCCGAAGGAUAGUGUGAAAGAAGGCGAUAGUGAGAGUACCAAGUUGGCGAGUCUUAUGGAUGUAUCUGGUAAAUUCCAUGAAAUUAGAUAUAGUCUAUUUAAGGAAUUUUUUCUUGUGGAGAACCAUGCUGUCAAUGUUGUACUAUCCCCAGCUUACAGAAAAGCAGUUGAAGGAGCAAUGUCUACAACCAGAGGAUACUUCCCAAUGAGGCCAGCAGAUUAUCAGGAGCCAGAAAGAAAGAAGAGAAAAACUGAUGGGAAUACUGCUGAAGACUUUUCAGAAAUUUUGGAUGCUCUACAGAAUCUCAACAAGCCAAUGAUGGUAGAAAUGUUCAAGUUGUACCGAGAAGCCCCACUUCAUAUCAACAUUUUUGAUUAUUACGAGUCAUUUAAAUCUGUGUUUAACCGGAAACAAUAUUUCAAAUAUCUUUUAAAAGCAGUUAAUUCUAAGGAAGCCACAACAAUUCUUGGGGAUGAAGAGCAAAGGUCAGAGCUCUUGAAUUUUUUGCUGUCUUUUAAGAGCAAGAAGCUGGCAGAAGAGGCGAACGUCAAGUGGGAUGCGGUUGUUUUAGCUUUAUUCUUACAAAACCUUGCUGAUUUGCGAUACAUUGGGAUUUUCAAGGAGUCCCGACGCCAGGUAGAGGCGAUUGAAAAAGGCAUAUGGAGAUCUCUAUAG